AUGCUUUCUCGUCCUCACAACCGUUAUCUUCUCUCCCCUUCACUUCCACCAUUGAAUUCUUCUUUCUUUCUCACUUGUAAAGCCUUUUGUGAUUCGUCGAAGCUUCUUCCCGAUCUUUCACCUCCUAUUUUGAUUCAUUUUCACCUUACUUCUAGGCCCCAUUGUUUUACAUUUUUAUUAUCUUUUUUUCUUCUCGUUUUCUUUCUUCUUUUUUUUUCAGUACUUUCUUUCUUUUUUUCUCUUUUCUUUCUUUCUUUGUUUUAUUUCUAUGCCUUUCUUUUUUUUCUUCCUUUCAUUCUUUUCACAUCUUCUAUCUUUCUUUCUUUUAAAAUUUUCCAUCUUUUUUUUUUCAAUCACUCUGAUUUCCAAUUUUGCUCUUUUCCUUCCUUCAGUGCAUUUCUUUGUCUCUUUCAUUUUAUCACCUCUCACUUUUCUAUUUUUCUUUUCGCGCCUUUGCUCAUCUUUUUUUAUCCUCUUCCCCCUUCUCCAUCUUCCUCACCAUUUUCUUUUCCAUCAUUGUCUUCUUCUACCCCCACCUUGUUUUCUUUCUUUCUUUCUCUUUUUAACGUCUCUUUUUUCCUGGUUAUCAUUUGUGAAGACACUUUGUGUUUAUUUUUUUUUAUACCUUCUUACUCUUUUUCUUUAUAUUUUCAUCUCCCCAUUUUUUCUUCAUCUUUUUAUCUUCAUGUUUCUUCUUCUUUUUCUCUUCUUCAUCGUUUCAUUUUCCUCUUUUUAUUCAAGUUUUCUCUUUUUCUUAAUUUUCUCCAUCUUUUGAUCUUCCUCUUCUCCCUCUUGUUUUAUUCCGUCAUUCAUUUUCCUCCUCUUCAUCUUUUCAUUUUUCUCGUCUAUAUCUUCCUCAUUUUAUUUUCUCUUCUUCAUUUUAACUUCUUCCUAUCUUUCUUUAUCUAA
Molecule: messenger RNA, 909 nt
Organism: Acanthosepion pharaonis
Lineage: Eukaryota; Metazoa; Mollusca; Cephalopoda; Sepiida; Sepiidae
Source: the annotation of a GenBank genome assembly